Molecule: messenger RNA, 306 nt
Organism: Brenthis ino (lesser marbled fritillary)
Lineage: Eukaryota; Metazoa; Arthropoda; Insecta; Lepidoptera; Nymphalidae
Source: the annotation of a GenBank genome assembly
AUGGCUGAUGACGGUGAUAAUGUAGCCGUGAUGACAGUAAAAGAACCUCUUGAUUUAAUAAGGCUAAGCCUCGAUGAAAGAAUAUAUGUUAAAAUGCGAAAUGAACGCGAGCUACGCGGGAAACUUCAUGCAUAUGACCAACAUUUAAAUAUGGUUUUGGGAGAUGCUGAAGAAACUAUUACAACAGUAGAAAUUGAUGAAGAAACAUAUGAAGAAGUAUACAGAACAACAAAAAGAAAUAUUCCAAUGUUAUUUGUCAGAGGAGAUGGUGUAAUUUUAGUAUCUCCACCAAUUCGUGUUGGUAUU